Messenger RNA from Aphanomyces astaci, 2043 nucleotides. RefSeq lists its product as hypothetical. Bases 23 to 1270 code for a protein of 415 amino acids. Gene Ontology annotation, cellular component: BAT3 complex. Gene Ontology annotation, molecular function: misfolded protein binding; polyubiquitin modification-dependent protein binding. The record is from RefSeq and is a predicted model, not a curated record. NCBI's taxonomy places the organism in Eukaryota, Oomycota, Saprolegniomycetes, Saprolegniales, Verrucalvaceae. The transcript is spliced from 3 exons.
AGACAACCGACGAACCAACGCGAUGUCGGCGCCUGUCGAUGCUUCUCCGCCUACGACGAUGCGCGUGAACCUCAAGUUCAUUGACGAAGAAGCGAUAGCCAUGAUUGUGGACCGCGGCAUCAGCAUCGCCGACUUGAAAGCUCAAAUCAUGCGACCCACGGGCACCGCCGUGGAGAGACAACGCCUCAUUUACAAAGGCAAGGUGAUGCGGGAUCACAUGCAUCUGCACAACUACAACUUUAUGGACGGCGACACCGUGCAUGUGGUCGUCAACCCGCCUCGAUCGACACCCACCACGACGUCGUCAUCGCCCGCUCAACCGUCGUCACUCCCACCUACGCCCACCCCACGUGACAACCCCCUUGCCGUUCGUUCCACAAACCAGGAGCAGCAACCCCACACACACGCACCCCGUGCGUUGAUGGCAGUGGAAUUUACCGCUUCCCCGACGAUCCAGCGUGGUCGACAUCGGUCUUUGUCCAGAGAACAGGCUGUCAACGCCCUUGCCCUACAAGGCACGCGGCUUCGUCAAGCGGCGGAGCGUAUGUCGCGCGCCCUUCCGUCUUCGUCGUCGAUUUCUCCCUACGAACAUGCUUCCAACGACUUUAUCAACGCGGUGGUGUCGCUGUCUCGGCAAGUCGCGUCCGUUGCGGAGACGCUCCGCCCGCUCUUGGCUUACCCGGCCGAGGACCUGGCGAACGAUCCCGCGACGCGGCACUCUGUCGCAGACACGUUGAACCUCCUCGAGCAGCUGGAAGAGUUUGUGUCGUCCGUUCGAGACGCCGUCCACAACGACACGGCGACGACCGUCGUGCACAUGAUGAACCACGACAACAACCCGUCCGCCAUGAACGUCAUGAUGACGCUGUUGCAAGCAGUGGGCAGCGCCGUGCGAGGAGUGACGACGACGACUCAACCGGCGGAACAAGUUGCCGCUGGUUCCUUCUCGCCAGUGCCGCCAUCAACGCAUGCUCCACUUAGCGACGCCCGCUCGUCCCUUCUUGGAACCGACGCCACUCCGCUCUCCGCUUUGAUGGAUGUGGUAUUUCAACAGAUGCAGACGUUCUACGUGUCGGCGCAGGACGCCGCGCGUCCCUUGCAUGAGAUGCCCGACGAAUUCCUCGAGAUUGUGCACCAACCAUUGCGACACGUGCUUCGAACGGCGUUGGGGUUUGCAGACAACGACGUCGAGCCAUUGCAGUUGCGCAAACGAGUCAAAGCGUGGGCCAAGGCAGCGUCGCGUCAGUACGAUGUGCUGCUGGUACAUUGAUAUAUAUCUGCGUCACAAUGUAUAUAUAUAUAUUGAUUUAUAUAGAUAGAUAUAUUGUGAUACAACUCAUUUGGCGGGAACUGACAGUUGUGUACGUAGCGACAGGCAAUGGGCGCCGUGCAUCAAAACAGUCGCGUAUGGACGGACGAGACGAGGCACACGCCCUGGUUCAUUUCCCUGGCUGAUCUGGUCUUGGCCACCAGUUCUUCCUCGCAUUUUGCAGCCAGCCUUCGGUAUGAGCAUUGUGCUUGAAGCUUAUUUAGGAACCAAGAAUCGCGGAAUAUGACGGUGACUUUAUAGGCAAUGGGGUCGUCGCGGGCUGAGUUUGUUGCUGCACGAGGUGGUUGCUGGCACCGCCACGGACGACGAGCAUGUGGAGGAUGGGCUGGCGCUGGCUGUGGUUGGUCAUAUAGCGCACACAGUAAGUUGUGUAUCGAAACACAUUGUCUUUAUGCACUGUAUGGAGUUGUGAAAUAUAAGGGAUGGGCUGAUUUGUUGACUGAUUUGUAGACGACGGACGUGGCCCGCGACCGAGGGGCGGUGGACGACGCGGGACUAAGCGCCGUUCGACACGUCGUUCUGUCGGUGGCUCGUGAGAAUUUGGAGGCGCUGGCGGGUCGCGUGACGUCGGCCGUCCAUGCGCCCUGACGCCACACGAUGGCGAGGACAUGCUAGUAUAUAUCGGUAGCCCAGUAGUAGUACUAGUAGUAGUAGGAAGUAAUAUAAAGAAAUGCAAGUGUAUCAUGCAGACUCCACCACGGAGCAAUUUCACA